Messenger RNA from Anarrhichthys ocellatus (wolf-eel), 685 nucleotides. Its product is annotated as receptor expression-enhancing protein 5. The record is from RefSeq and is a predicted model, not a curated record. The transcript has 6 exons. Lineage: Eukaryota; Metazoa; Chordata; Actinopteri; Perciformes; Anarhichadidae. The coding region runs from base 86 to 637 and encodes 183 amino acids.
GCAACUAGACGGAGUCAGCAGACAGCUAUCCAGCGGAGAGUUUUCGGGCAUAUUAUCAAACCAAGGCUCCAGGAAAAGCCCGAGAAUGAGUCACUUUAAGGAGCGCUUCGUGACUCUGCUCCACGAGAAGAACUUUGUGACAGACCAACUGGCGACGCUGGAACAAAAAACGGGAGUGAAGAGAGAGUAUAUCGCCUUGGGUUUUCUGGGUUUUGUCGGGCUGUAUCUUCUGUUUGGAUAUGGAGCCUCGCUGCUCUGCAACCUGAUUGGCUUCGCCUAUCCAGCGUAUUUCUCCAUUAAGGCCAUCGAGAGCAACGUGAAGGAGGACGACACUCAGUGGCUGACCUACUGGGUUGUUUAUGGACUCUUCAGCAUCGGCGAAGCCUUCUCUGACAUCUUCCUCUUCUGGUUCCCCUUUUACUAUAUUGGCAAGUGCUUCUUCCUGAUGUGGUGUAUGGCUCCGGUGACGUGGAACGGUUCUGAGAUCUUGUACAAGCGUGUCAUCCGGCCAUUUUUCUUGAAACACGAGGCGACCAUGGACAAUAUGGUCAGCGAUCUGAGCGCCAAGGCUAAGAACCUAACCGAGACUGUGACGAAGGAGGCUGUUAACCUGGCCCUCAAUGACAAGAACCAGUGAGGUGUGUGUGUGUGUGUGUGUGUGUGUGUGUGUGUGUGUGUGUGUGUG